GCCGCCGGGCCGGGGCAUUGUGGGCCGGGCGGGCAGGGACCUGCGCAGACGGAGCCGCUGCUCGUUCAUUUGGCCGGAAGAGCGGGAAGAUGGCGGAUGGCGACGCAUCUGCUAAGAAGCAUAGAAAGAAAUCUAUGGAAACUAUUGGGGACAUCCAGCAAGCGACGGAUUUUCUAAUUGCGCCAGAAUCAAAGACAGUAAAGUUAGACACAUCUCAUUGGCCAUUGUUGCUAAAGAAUUUUGACAAACUUAAUGUACGAACGGCCCAUUACACCCCCAUUCCGAAUGGCUGCUCGCCUCUCAAGAGGGAAAUUGCUGACUACGUAAGGUCUGGAUUCAUUAACCUUGAUAAGCCAGCAAACCCGUCUUCGCAUGAAGUGGUAGCAUGGAUACGCAGGAUUCUGCGAGUGGAAAAGACUGGUCACAGUGGAACACUGGAUCCCAAAGUUACAGGCUGUUUAAUUGUGUGCGUAGAACGAGCAACACGACUAGUUAAAUCCCAACAGAGUGCCGGCAAAGAGUAUGUGGGAAUUGUUCGGCUGCACAAUGCUAUUGAAAGUGAACUUCAGCUUAGUCGGGGUUUGGAGAUGCUGACUGGAGCCUUAUUCCAACGACCUCCCUUGAUUGCUGCUGUUAAAAGGCAAUUAAGAGUGCGGACCAUCUAUGAAAGCAAACUAAUUGAGUAUGAUCCAGAGAGGAGGUUGGGAGUCUUCUGGGUGAGCUGUGAAGCAGGGACGUACAUCCGAACACUAUGUGUACAUAUUGGCUUGCUGCUUGGAGUAGGUGGUCAGAUGCAGGAGCUGAGGCGGGUGCGGUCGGGAGUGAAUGGGGAAAAGGACAAUAUGGUAACAAUGCAUGAUGUGUUGGAUGCUCAAUGGCAAUAUGACCACAACAAAGAUGAAACAUAUCUACGGCGUGUCAUCUUACCCCUUGAAAAGUUGAUGGCAACCCAUAAACGGAUCGUUAUGAAGGACAGUGCAGUAAAUGCUAUCUGCUAUGGUGCUAAAAUUAUGCUCCCUGGCCUGCUCCGUUAUGAAGAUGGGAUUGAGGUGAACCAGGAAAUCGUUGUCAUUACAACAAAGGGAGAAGCAAUUUGCAUCGGUGUUGCAUUAAUGACGACGGCAGUAAUAUCGACAUGUGACCAUGGUGUGGUGGCAAAGAUCAAACGUGUUAUCAUGGAACGGGACACUUACCCACGUAAGUGGGGCCUGGGGCCGAAGGCAAGUCAAAAGAAAAUGAUGAUCCAGAAGGGCUUGCUAGAUAAACAUGGCAGACCAAAUGGAAGUACUCCCGAAUCAUGGAAGAAGGACUAUGUGGAUUACACUCCUGGAAAUGUAGGACCUCGCAAUACAGCACAAAUCCAGGCAGUGAAGAGAAAGAGAGAAAGCGAGAGUGAUGAGUCUGUGGUACCAUCCACCCCUGCAACGGUAACAUCCCAGCCAGAGUUAACUAAGAAAGAGAAAAAGAAAAAGAAGAAAGAAAAGAAGCAAAAGUUAUUACAGGAAACACCGGUGACAAUUGAAAGUCCUAAACCAAUGUCUACACCAGUCGCACAGGAAUCCAGUCCAGAAGUCAGCAAGAAAGAAAAGAAAAAGAAAAAAGCGAUGGAAAUGGGAAAGUCUGGAACUGGAGAGACUGAAAGCUCAAAAAAGAAGAAAAAGAAAAAGGAAAAGGAAAAAGCUGAAACGUGCGAGUAAUGAGGUGCCUUGCAUCUGGGUUUCUGAAUCGGUGGAGAGAAGGCAGCUUCUGCAGGGCUGAAUCCGAUGAACAAGUACUGUGCUAAUUGCUAUCACGACAAUUAGAAAUGUUAAAGUUUUGCUGUUUGAAUGGCUUUCAUACUCAAACUUUGCAAUUUUGUAUGUAACUAGACUUGCCUCAUUUGGUUUAAUAUCCUGUUUUAAGGAUAACAGUCGAAGAUUUGUGGAUGCACUUGUGUGCAGUGUGUUCAUGGUUACUUCAGUUAUAAUGGUGCUUUACGUUGUGGAAAGAAUAUUUGAGGACAGGAGAGAAUAACUGAUUUUUUCCCCUAGUGACAGGAAUAGCCAACAUCCCCUCUUGGUCAGGAGUAUUUUCUAUCGUUCCAUUCCCUUUGCAAAAGAGGAGCUUUUUGUUUAUGAAUGAAGUAAUACCUUAUUGUCGCAUGUGAUGAGCUGCAAUGAAAUUCUUUUCUUGCAUACCCAUGGUAUGCAAACGGUCGCCACAUCAAGGGCACUGGCAAAGUUAUACCGUAUCCCGCAGCACCGGGUUCUCCUUUGUUCUCUCUACCCCUCCUCCCACACAUGGUGGUUCCCCCACAUCAGCUCCUCCUUUGUUUUCCUCUCUUCCUCCAUCCUGGUUGCUCGCCCUCGCCGGGUGCUCCUUUCUUUCAUAGAAAGUAGGUUCAGGAGUAGACCAUUCGGCCCUUCAAGCCAGCACCAACAUUCAAUAUGAUCAUCCAAAAUCAGUACCCCAUCCCUGCUUCCCAUAUCCCUUGAUUCCGUUAGCCCUAAGAGCUAUAUCUAACUCUUGAAUACAUCAAGAUUGUUCACACACCCAUCCUCCUCGUCUAAAGCAGCAAUGUGAAUUGAAUAUAGUCAGAGCAUGGAACCUGUUUUCUGCAGAGAGCUGGAACCAAUCAGCUUGUUUUUGUUCAAGAAUUUGGAAAAAUAUGGGCCAGUGAUGCUUAUUUAUGUUCUUUUAUUGGCAUUUGGCUUACGUGAGGUCUAAAUCCAUUGGAGAAUGUAACAGGCUACUACCUCCUACAUUAGUUCACAGGGCUCAGUUCACCAAAUAAGUUAGAAACGGCACCAUGGAGACUUCGGGAAUGAGUUGCCUAUAAUGGGAUGAAUUUGCAAAGUGCUACCAAUGUAAAUAUUUUAACUAUUUUUCUAUUGGGGAUCUAGGUUACUGUAUUAUGAACAUUGUAAUAAAACUGAAUUUAAAUGCAACAUUUUGGGGGAUUCAAUUAACUUGUCCUUCAAGAUGUGCUGUGUUGGUUUUGAGCCCAUGGUACAUUUAACUGUACAGUCUGAUUAUUGUAACAAGCCUGGUCAUUUUUAAAUAAAUGGCUUCUUUCUA
This is a messenger RNA of Amblyraja radiata (thorny skate), 3057 nucleotides long. It is a transcript of the gene dkc1, whose product is annotated as dyskeratosis congenita 1, dyskerin. Gene Ontology annotation, cellular component: box H/ACA snoRNP complex. The transcript is spliced from 16 exons. Lineage: Eukaryota; Metazoa; Chordata; Chondrichthyes; Rajiformes; Rajidae. Bases 90 to 1697 code for a protein of 535 amino acids. The record is from RefSeq and is a predicted model, not a curated record. Gene Ontology annotation, molecular function: pseudouridine synthase activity; RNA binding. Gene Ontology annotation, biological process: snRNA pseudouridine synthesis; mRNA pseudouridine synthesis; rRNA pseudouridine synthesis.